Messenger RNA from Lepus europaeus (European hare), 952 nucleotides. It is a transcript of the gene RPS2, whose product is annotated as ribosomal protein S2. Gene Ontology annotation, cellular component: cytosolic small ribosomal subunit; ribosome. Gene Ontology annotation, molecular function: RNA binding; structural constituent of ribosome. The transcript has 7 exons. The record is from RefSeq and is a predicted model, not a curated record. Lineage: Eukaryota; Metazoa; Chordata; Mammalia; Lagomorpha; Leporidae. The coding region runs from base 16 to 897 and encodes 293 amino acids. Gene Ontology annotation, biological process: translation.
CGUUUCUCGCAGCAAAUGGCGGAUGACGCCGGUGCAGCAGGAGGGCCCGGAGGCCCCGGGGGCCCUGGGAUGGGAGGCCGCGGCGGCUUCCGCGGAGGCUUCGGCAGCGGCAUCCGAGGCCGCGGGCGCGGCCGGGGCCGGGGCCGGGGUCGAGGCCGCGGCGCGCGCGGAGGCAAGGCGGAGGACAAGGAGUGGCUGCCGGUCACCAAGCUGGGCCGCCUGGUUAAGGACAUGAAGAUCAAGUCCCUGGAGGAGAUCUACCUGUUCUCCCUGCCCAUCAAGGAGUCCGAGAUCAUCGACUUCUUCCUGGGCGCCGCCCUCAAGGACGAGGUGCUGAAGAUCAUGCCGGUGCAGAAGCAGACGCGGGCCGGCCAGCGGACCCGCUUCAAGGCAUUUGUGGCCAUCGGGGACUACAACGGCCACGUCGGCCUGGGCGUGAAGUGCUCCAAGGAGGUGGCCACCGCCAUCCGAGGGGCCAUCAUCCUGGCCAAGCUGUCCAUCGUGCCCGUGCGGAGAGGCUACUGGGGGAACAAGAUCGGCAAGCCCCACACUGUGCCGUGCAAGGUGACCGGCCGCUGUGGCUCUGUGCUGGUGCGCCUCAUCCCCGCGCCCAGGGGCACCGGGAUCGUGUCCGCCCCUGUCCCCAAGAAGCUGCUGAUGAUGGCUGGCAUCGACGACUGCUACACCUCAGCCCGGGGCUGCACCGCCACCCUCGGCAACUUCGCCAAGGCCACCUUCGACGCCAUCUCGAAGACCUACAGCUACCUGACCCCCGACCUCUGGAAAGAGACCGUGUUCACCAAGUCUCCCUACCAGGAGUUCACCGACCACCUCGUGAAGACUCACACCAGGGUGUCUGUGCAGAGGACCCAGGCUCCAGCUGUGGCCACAACAUAGGUUUUUACACGAGAAAAAUAAAGUGGAUGGAGCCUGCACGCGUGUGUCUGUGACU